Molecule: messenger RNA, 4960 nt
Organism: Poeciliopsis prolifica (blackstripe livebearer)
Lineage: Eukaryota; Metazoa; Chordata; Actinopteri; Cyprinodontiformes; Poeciliidae
Product: lysine-specific demethylase 9
Exons: 7
Coding region: 1-2343 (780 amino acids)
Cellular component (GO): nucleus
Source: RefSeq, a predicted model, not a curated record
AUGCGCAGUACAAGCCCCGAGCCCUUUAAACACACUGUACGUGCAAAGAUGGCAGCUCCAGUCGACUUGCUCCGUGCGAAAGUGAACGACGAACGCAUAAGGGACAACUAUGACAGAUUCAUCAAAGAGAAGAAAAAGAAGAAAAGGGAUUUGUCUCCGUCAGCUGACAAAAGAGAACAAUUUGAGAAAGAGGCGAAAAAGAUGAAGCUCCAUCAUCAUCAUCACCAUCACAACCACCAGCAGCAGCUGCACGCCGAGAACCGGAGCCACCAACCGCAUCAGCUGCAGCAGAACCCCAAAGCCCAGAACUUCAGCCCGGAUAAACACGUUCUCCACCUCCACCAUCACCACCACGGCCACCGCCAUCCCGGCCUCACCAACGGCGCCAAGAAGAGCCUACAGCCCGCUUUCCCAGCUCAGAAGCGAGCCGUUCCCCCGCAGCCACCUGCGCUCUUCACUUUCACGCCCCUCAAAGUGGUGAAGGCCCAGCCGCAGGAGCUUAAAGACAAGCACCGGGAGAAGGAGCACAAGCUGAAGCUGAAGAAGGAGAACUCGGAGGCCAACGUGAAGCUUCCUGAACUGAAGAAGAAAAAGUUGAUGCCCAACAAUGAAAACGGAAAGUCUCUAACACUAGAGGAAUAUCUUCUGAAGAAGAAGAAAAAGAAGAAGAAGCAUCGUGACGAUGAUCAAGGUGCUAAGAAGGUCCGACAUCUGCACACCAAAGCGGUUCAGACUGUAUGCGCUGGGCUUGGGGCUGACCUCACAGUCCCUAUUAACCCUGAAGCUCCGCUGCCCGCCGCGAUAAAGCAAGAAAGCACUCGGCUUCCUGGCAGAGAACCUGCCGACAACUAUCCACCUUACCUCCAAGCGCUCAAAAUGGGCCGCACUCCUUUCCUCUCGCAUCAGGACCACUACAUCCGCAGCUCCUGCCUCCAGACCGGUACCAGAUAUGGACGCUUUAUUCACGAGGAGAAACAGCCCAACGGAGGUGGAUUUGUGCUGCAUGCUUAUGCAGACGAGUUGGCGUGCCUCAGUCCAGCUGAGAUGGAGGGAUUCGCCCGGGAGUUCCUGGAGCUGACCUUUGCCGAGAAGCCCAAAGGUGCAGCGGUCUACGCCUUGACUGUGAUCCACGGUGCGGCUUCGUACCUGCCUGACUUCCUGGACUAUUUUGCCUUCAACUUCCCCAGCACACCUGUCAAAAUGGAAAUACUUGGGAAGAAAGACAUUGAGACCACCACUAUCAGCAACUUCCAUUCUCAGGUGAGCCGGACUUAUUGUUCUGGAACGUACCGAGCCGGACCCAUGAGGCAGAUCAGCCUGGUCGGCGCCGUGGACGAAGAAGUCGGAGAUUAUUUCCCAGAGUUCUUGGACAUGCUGGAGGAGUCGCCGUUUCUGAAGAUGACCCUUCCUUGGGGAACCCUCUCCAGUCUGAAGCUGGACUGUCGCUCUCAGAGUGACGACGGACCCAUCAUGUGGGUCCGACCGGGAGAGCAAAUGGUUCCAACGGCUGACAUGCCCAAGUCUCCAUUUAAGCGUCGCAGAUCUAUGAAUGAAAUAAAAAACCUGCACUACCUACCGAGGGCCAGUGAACCCAGAGAGGUUCUGUUUGAAGACCGGACUAAGGCCCAUGCUGAUCAUGUGGGUCAGAGUUUCGACUGGCAGAGCACAGCUGCGGUGGGGGUCCUGAAGGCUGUGCACUUUGGAGAAGGGGAUAACCGCCCUCGGAUUACCAAGGAUGUAGUGUGUUUUGAUGCUGGGGACUUUAACGAGGUUGUCCAGAGGCUGCAGCUGGAUCUUUAUGAGCCCCCAGUUUCUCAGUGUGUCCAGUGGGUGGAUGACGCCAAGCUGAAUCAGCUGAGGAGGGAAGGCAUCCGGUACAUCCGUGCUCAGCUCUGCGAUGACGACAUCUACUUCAUCCCCAGGAACGUCAUCCACCAGUUCAAGACGGUGUCAGCCGUCUGCAGCCUGGCCUGGCACAUCCGGCUCAAACAGUACCACUCGGCCGAAGACGCGGAUGCCACGGAGGAGCAACAACAGCCCAAAGAUCUCAGCCCCACAUCAGGCCGAGUCUCGUUUUCCUCCCCUGCCAGACCGGACUCCACCCUCACCCCUUGCUCACGACGCCAGCCGGACAGCAUCCACGGCGGGGUGGCCAAAACCGAGGAGCCCGAGUUCCAGAGGCCGGCCACGCCGUCGAAGGAGCCUCAGCCGGCCCCUCCUCAGCCCACCAAAUCCACUCGCCUCCCCCACCUUUACCCCACCUCGGUCCACUCUGGAUGCACGCCCUCGAAGGAGCCCUCGCUGCCAAAGGCUAACGGCCACACCACGGAGAUCCCCAAAUGAUCCCAGUCAGCCCUUCUUUCGUCCAGCUAUAGCAGGAAGUCUUUCAAAUUUUAGACUAAAUUCGACAUCUGAGUCAAUCAGGAAGCUUUUAAAUUAUUCUUCUUUUUUAUCUCACAAUAAUGGUGUGUUUUUGUCUUCUUUUUUUAACCUACUGUAAUGUUAUUGUUUAAUGGGACAGAAUAAUAUAUAUAUAUAUAUAUUUAGUUUUUGGAUGUAAAGAAUCUUAUUAUUUUUAAACUGAUAUUGUCAAUUGCCACAUGUGCUGUGUGAAAGAAGCUUUUUUCAAUUUCACGGUGAAGUUGUUUCUCAAAAACUAAUUCACCCAUUAACCCGGAUGUGUUCUUUAUCAUUAACAGAAUCUCUUCAGUUGCAUGAACCUGCCAUGCUAUCAUGUUUGACCUCUGAAACUUAUGAAGAUCACCUUAAGCCCGGGAUUAUGUAUUUUUAUUCGAUUGAUUUGGAAACACGGGCAACUGAGUGCAGUGAGCUCAGCGCAGAUUGGGCAGGGUAUUAAUUUAGCUUGGCUGAGGUCACUUUACGUCAAAGUAAGAUUGAAAAUCCCCCAGAAAUUGGAUGUCUAUUCUUCAGAAAAUCCAGUAAUGUUUGAAGCACUUUCCUUACCCGAUGUGUAAAACUUCAGUGGUUUGACCGUUGUAGCUAAUAUCAGGGUGGCAGCAUUUCUGGGAACUGGCAGCCUGAUGGCAACAGUAGUAGCAUAUCCCUGGUGAGUGAUACAAAUUCACAUCAUGGCCCUUGUUGGUGUGCUUGGUCAUUAAACCAAGAAUUUGUAGCAAGACUGACCACAAGACAGCCUAACUCUGGCCACACUGAGCAGGCAUUACUCAAAGUAAUUUCUUACAACACCAUUUACACCACAGCAGCUAUGUGCUUGGUAUUCAACAAAUAAAAAGGAUCACCUGGGGGAAGUUUGAGGUUUUCUGUUGUCUGCAGCUCAAUAUGUUUGGGAGAAUUGUUUUGAGAGACGAGGAAGCGCAAACAAUGUCUCAUUAGGUUCAUGUAUUAAUUUUUGUUGUAACUAAAAAAGGAGAAAUUGUUUACCGAGGUAUGAUCCUUCACAGCAGCGCUGUACAUGGUAGAGGACGUGCAGGAUUCUCAAGUUUAAAAUGAAGUUCCACAUUUUCUGAUUUGAUACUUGUGGGUGAGUAUCUAGUCUGCAGGAGGGUGAUGCUUCCCUUUAAACUGAAUCCCGAAGGCCGCUAUGAAGUGGACUAAUUUACCCCUUUAAAAGCAUUUGUGUUAGUGAAUUUAAGGCACUUAAAUCUUUUUUUGCCAGCUAUGACUUGUAUUUAUAAAGUAAUAAUUCAAACUUUGUUUUAUAUGUGAACUCGUUUAAUUGUUUAUACCUUUUUUUAAUAUUUAUUUUCUGCAGAUUCUGAUUUCUGAUCCAGUAUCUCGAGCAUCUUUUAAUCACAAAGGAACUUCAAAAGUUGCACUUAGCAAUAAUAGUCAGUCAUUUUUCAUGUUUAGAAUGAAAAUGGAGUGUAAUAUGUCGUUGUGAUAGCUGAGAUUAUGUGAAUGUUGUGAUGGUUUUAUUGUUUUUUUUUUCAUCAAAAUCCUUUGUAAGGUGAUGACUUUAGGUAGUUUUAGAAAGAUUGUAUAGGAUGAAGGCUAGAAAUUAUGUUCCACAGCGUCCAGACAUUGGAUUGAGGUUGAUUCCUUCAGUUUCUUGUUUUCAGAAUGAUUUUUAUAAGGAAGAAAGUGACGUCGUGCUACUUAGUGCCUUUUGCAUGAAUAGCCGAACUUAACACUGAAGGCUUCUAUUUUUUUGACGACUGAAAUGGGAAAUAAGUACCUGGUAGCAAAUACAUAAUAGUUUGGCUUUUCUAAAUCACAGAAUUGAUUUUUUGCUAUGUUAUUAUGGCUUCCAUAUAGUCUUGACUUCUUGUAGCUCUUCUUUCUUGAAGAUUUUUAGAUUUAGUUUUUUUUUUUCCCUUACUUGUUGGCAUCAUAAAUUACAGACAGAAAGAUACAGGAUGCAUACAUUGUUUACCAUUGUAAAAUAAUCAAAUUAUGCUUAAAUAAGAAAAACACAAUUGGAAUGCAGAGAUAUUUUUUAAUAAAUAAAUGUGCAGUUGCAGCAUAUCCAUAUGCAUGACAUUCAAUAUUUAUCAGAAUAACCGUUUUAUCAUAUGUUUUUAAAUAAUAUGGCGAAGAAGGACUGAACGAUGCGAAGUGCAGCACUCAUGAGGGAGGAUUUGUUAUACCCGUUUUCCUGUUUCACACUGAAAGCAUACAUGCAAUCACAAUCAUCACACACAGGCACAUUUAAAUUUAGCCCUAUCACAAUGUAACGGCUUUGCCUUCAGCACAAAUAAAACUUAAAACUAUAGAAACUCACUCCAAGCGGUUUCUCAUAUCCAAAUAUUUAAAGUCCCACUUGAGUCGAUGUUGCUUUUUGUUUUGUAGAAGGCACUGUUCAGUAGUUAAAAAUUUGCUUUACUUUAUAAAUUGCACAAAGACUGGGCCCUUCCUGUGUGUUUCCUGAUGGGAGGUGCUGCUGCACAGAAACUCGUUUCGGCUUUUCUUUGCUCUUCUUCUGCUGUGUCGGAUGUUUUCUUGACAAAUUUGUAAUAAACCUGCUUCUGUCCCAAAGUCA